Molecule: messenger RNA, 1256 nt
Organism: Pistacia vera
Lineage: Eukaryota; Viridiplantae; Streptophyta; Magnoliopsida; Sapindales; Anacardiaceae
Product: probable leucine-rich repeat receptor-like protein kinase At1g35710
Exons: 17
Coding region: 1-1221 (406 amino acids)
Molecular function (GO): protein binding
Source: RefSeq, a predicted model, not a curated record
AUGCCGGCACAAUCUGUUCCAGAUCAAGAUUCCUACUGUGACGAGAAGCACGAUCUUGGUUAUGGCAAUGUCAUCAAUUGCACCAUAAUCGACAAUACUUGGCACGUCACUCAAAUUGAUCUAUCCAACAACAACAUUCAAGGUGACAUUCCUCCCGCACUGGGGAAUUUAUCUCAUCUUACUUAUCUAGCCCUCUCAUCCAGUAAGUUGACUGGGUCAAUACCUCCGAGUUUGGGGAAUUUAUCUCAUCUUACUCACCUAGACCUCUCAUCCAAUAAGUUGACUGGGUCAAUACCUCCGAGUUUGGGGAAUUUAUCUCAUCUUAUUCACCUAGACCUCUCAUCGAAUAAGUUGACUGGGUCAAUACCUCCAAGUUUGGGGAAUUUGAAGAACCUAAUCAUACUCUACCUGUUUGUUAACUUUCUAAGUGACAACAUCCCUCCAACUCUUGGUGAUCUAUCAUCUCUGGGACAAAUGGACUUAUCGUAUAAUAGGUUAUCAGGCUCAAUUCCGGGUGAACUUGGCAAACUUAGCAAACUCGAGGACUUGGAUUUGACUGAGAAUGAACUAAACGGUUCACUUCCAAAAGAACUUGGAAAAUUAAGCAAUCUUCGGUUUCUCUAUUUUUCAUCCAACUAUUUCACUGGGAAUUUACCCGACGAGUAUCAAAAUAUUGCGGCCAUGGAUUCUUUUGGCGUCGGCGGGAACAGUUUGACGGGUCCGUUUCCGAAAUUCGUUACUAAAUGGGUCAAUCUCUCUUACCUAAAUCUUAUGGGAAACAAUUUUGAAGGGAAACUGCCUGAAGAAAUUUUUACAAUGACAAAUCUUCGGACUUUGAUGGUUAGUGAUCUGAAGAACAACGGUUCUCAGUUACCAACGCCAAUUAACUUGAGAAACAUGCGUACUCUGGUACUGCGGAACUGCAAUAUUAUCGGUCAAAUCCCAUCAAAUAUAGCUGAUCAAAAUAAAUAUUGGGGCCGACUUGACUUGAGCUUCAACAAAUUUACUGGUGUGAUCCCAGAUUCUCUUCUGAACCUGAAUUCAAGUAGUAGCAUGUUUCUCUCCGGAAAUGUGAUCAAUCAGAAAAUUCUCCACUGGAUUAAUAACACAGUGACAUCUAAGAGGGGUAUUUCAUUCAAUAAUUUUACAACUGAAGAAGCAGCAGCAAAGAAGGAUAUUUCACACAAUAAUUUGGCUGAAGCAGUAAGGAACAAUGUGUAAGGAAAUAGAAAUACUGAAUCAAUCUCCACUGUUCC